AUGGCGUCCCGCACGAUCAUUCUGAGAUUCGAGAGCCGAAACGGACAAUUUCGCCUGAAUGUUAGCCCACAAGACGUGUUUCCCUCGCUAGAGACAAAGAUUCUGGAGCACCUUCCUUCAGACAUUGAACCAUCUUCGAUCAAACUCUCCAACAAACCCAUUGGCGCCGCCGGCGACGAGCGGCCUUUGAACACAUUGGAAGGGGUCUCGUUUGAGCAGGUCGGGCUUAGGCAUGGUGACAAGCUUUACAUUGGAUAUCAGUCCAAGCAGGAUCUCCAAGAUGGCUUUAGUAAUGGAGUAGCGGCUGGAACAUCUGCGAGACGUCUGAACGGAGCCCCAAUACCUGAAGAGAGUACACCCGCUUCUCGAUCACACCCUAGUAACAUCGCCUCAGUUACGGUCAAGAAUCCAUGGGAAGCUGUUAGGCAGUCGGCUCUUGAUGACCGCCUGGAGAAGAAGGAUGGAAAGAUUCAUCGGCCUCGUGAUAAUAAGAUGUGCAAACACAGUGCGAAGGGCAUGUGCGAUUACUGCAUGCCUCUCGAGCCUUACGACCCGAAGUACCUCGCAGAGAAGAAGAUCAAGCAUCUGUCGUUCCACUCGUACCUGCGCAAGAACAACGCUGCAACAAAUAAACCCGAACUUAAGAGCUCCUUCAUGCCACCUCUCAACGAGCCAUACUAUCGGGUAAGGCCAGAUUGCCCGUCCGGCCACCCACCCUGGCCCGAAGGAAUCUGUACCAAGUGCCAGCCUAGUGCGAUCAGCUUGCAGCCCCAGGAAUAUCGCAUGGUCGACCAUGUAGAAUUCUCUACGCCUGAUCUAAUCAACUCGUUACUUGAUUUCUGGCGAAAGUCAGGCACGCAGCGUCUGGGCUAUCUUUACGGCACAUACGAGGAGUACUCAGAGGUUCCUCUUGGAAUCAAGGCUGUUGUGCAAGCAAUCUAUGAACCUCCACAGGUGGAUGAAGUUGACGGAGUCACUCUCCAUGAUUGGGAGAACGAGAAAGACGUAGAUGAAGUUGCUCAUCUUUGCGGUCUCGAAAAGGUCGGGGUUAUUUUCACCGAUUUACUCGAUGCUGGGCGGGGAGACGGUACCGUGCUCUGCAAACGGCAUAUUGACUCGUAUUAUCUAUCCUCUCUCGAGAUUGCGUUUGCGUCACGUUUGCAGAUGCAGCACCCCAAGUCAACGAGGUGGAGUCGAUCCGGCCAAUUCGGCUCUAACUUUGUGACCUGUGUUCUAAGCGGUGACGAAGAGGGUGCCAUUACUAUCAGCUCCUACCAGGCUUCAGUUGCCGCAGUGGAGAUGAUUAGGGCCGACAUUAUCGAGCCCUCCGCAGAGCCGUCUGUAAUGCUGGUUCAAUCAGAAGACGAUGACGGCAAUAAAUCGCGGUAUAUACCUGAGGUGUUCUAUCGGAAGAUCAAUGAGUAUGGGGUAUCUGCCCAGGUAAACGCAAAACCAGCCUUCCCAGUAGAGUACCUUCUGGUUACUCUGACCCACGGUUUCCCUACCGAAUCCAAGCCGCUUUUCAUUGACAGCACAUACCCUAUUGAGAAUCGCGAGGUCAUUGGUGAAGGACAGGAAUUUCGUCCGCUUGCUCGGAAGCUCGUUUCCCACGGCGAUCCUGACAAAGCAAUCCGAGCGGUAUCUGACUUCCAUCUUUUGUGCUUCCUUCGCACAUUUUCCACCUUCAGCAAGGAAGAGGAAGCACUACUUUGCCGUGUAGCCACGACCCAGAACCCCACAGACGGACUGCAACUUAUCAAUACCCCCGGAUGGGCAACGUUAGUCACUAUUCUUCAGGACAGCGGUGAGCGGCCCCCCAAGCGUCCCUGGCUGGACCCUCUACACCCUGUGCCCCAAUCCGGAAGACGUUACCCUUCCUCCUCCUCAAGACCCGAGUCUCCUAGAUCAGAGAGUGAGCAGCUUGCUAAGAGGUUCAAGGGAGCUAGUCUAAGGUGA
Molecule: messenger RNA, 1956 nt
Organism: Aspergillus mulundensis
Lineage: Eukaryota; Fungi; Ascomycota; Eurotiomycetes; Eurotiales; Aspergillaceae
Gene: npl4
Product: nuclear protein localization protein 4
Exons: 4
Coding region: 1-1956 (651 amino acids)
Biological process (GO): ubiquitin-dependent protein catabolic process
Cellular component (GO): nucleus
Molecular function (GO): ubiquitin binding; ubiquitin protein ligase binding
Source: RefSeq, a predicted model, not a curated record